Dromiciops gliroides (monito del monte) is the source of this 3828-nucleotide messenger RNA. It is a transcript of the gene CCDC120, whose product is annotated as coiled-coil domain containing 120. The record is from RefSeq and is a predicted model, not a curated record. NCBI's taxonomy places the organism in Eukaryota, Metazoa, Chordata, Mammalia, Microbiotheria, Microbiotheriidae. Bases 803 to 2854 code for a protein of 683 amino acids. The transcript is spliced from 10 exons.
GGGGAGGGGGGAGGAGAGGGAGGGAGCAGCCGGACGCCCCUCCCCCGGCCCGGCCCCCUGGGGGGUCAGCCAAGCGGGCUGCUCUCGGGAGCCCCGACCCCCAGGGCGCCCCCCCGUUUGGGGGAGCCCAGCCGAUGGCGGGGGUGGUUCAGUUGGGUAGCGCUGAGUGAGGGGAGCGGAGGGGUGGGAGCGGGAAUGUGACGGACGCCUCCCUCCCUUCUCAACCCUUCUCUUCGCCCCGCCCCUCCUCGCCGUCGGAGGGGGGGCAAGGGGGUGUCUCCGGGCCUGUGGAGCCCGGGGCUCCGACUCCCCACCUGUCUCCAUCCUGUUCUCCCUGGGUAGAAGGAGCACAGAACAGGACAGGUCGGUCGCCUCAUCUCUCGGCGCUGGGGGACUGGGGGGGCCAACCCAGCUAGCAGGAAGUGGGCGCGCCCUCCUCCCCAGAUCUACCCCUGGUGGCGGGCCCUACGUCUCCCCUACCCCACAGCAUCAGUUUCCCCAAUGUCUUCUCGAACCCUAGGCCUGAGGAAAAGAGAGAGCGCAAUAUGGAGGAAUGAUAAGGUCAAUUCCCCCAGCAUCUCCUCCUUCCUUUCCGUCCCGACGUCCCUCAUCCCUGGUCUGCGGUCUCCCAGACCUAUGGGCCAGGGCUGGGGCCAAGAAUUCCAGGAAUCCAGGGCCUAACCGCCCUUCCCCCCCCCCCGCCCCCCACUUGCGUACUAGACCAACAGGCCAGAACCUUGGGAGGUCGGAGGCCCUGGCCCUGUCCGGCUAGAAGUUUCUGCCUCCUUUCACCUGCCUUAGGAUGGAGGUCAGAGGGCAACUCCUCAGCUCCCCAAGCUACAACUGUCCAGCACUGCCCCCAGAAGAGAGCCCCCCUGUGAAGGUGGAGAGACUUCGGGUGCUACUGGAGCGACAGCGAGGCUUACAGGAGACCCUCAGUCUGAAGCUUCGAGAACUCCGAAGGGUCUGCCUGCUGGAGGCGGAGCUGACAGGCCAACUGCCUGCAGAAUACCCCUUGGAGCCUGGUGAGCAGCCUCAUCCCGUUCGACGCAGGGCUGCUCCUAUACCCCCGCAGCCCCGAGGACUCGGACCCUCUGGGGCACUAGCACUGGAGACGCUGGAGAGAGAGGUGUCAGUUCAGAGGCAGAUUGCUGCAGCUGCCAGGCGCCUAGCACUGGCCCCGGAGCUGAGUGUGGAGCAGAGGCGGAGGCGGCGGCAGGUCCAGGCAGACGCAGCCCAGAGACUUCUUGAACUGGAGGAGCAGCUGCGGGCCAGCAGGGCUCUUAUGGCUCUUCCACUCAGCCUGCUGCCUGGCCAAGCCCAGCUUCCGCCACCAGGCCAUGGAGGUCCUGGACUUCCUGGGCUCAGGACCCGGGUAGCCCAGCUUAGCCAAGAUGAUGCCUCACGCUCAGAGAGCAGCUCUCUCUCAGAGUCCGCAAGCCAUGAGAACGAGGAUCCCCAUAGCGAGCGGCCUUCACUCCCAAAGGCCCGAGACCAGCUGCGGGCAUCAGUAUCGGCAGGGGGCAGCCCGGAACGGCGACCACCUUGGAAGGCAAUGCCGCCUCUGCCCGUUGCUGAGCUCUAUGGAGACCUGAAGAGCAGGAGGAACUCUGUGGCCAGCCCCACCAGCCCCACAAGGACCCUUCCCAGAAGCAUAUCUAGCUUUGAGGGCAGAAGCGUUCCUGCCACACCUGUCCUGGCCCGGGGUCCUGCACCCCAGCUCUGCAGGCUAGAGGGCCUCCACUCCCGUCAAUGGUCUGGUAGCCAGGACUCUCAGAUGGGCUUCCCACACACAGAUGGCCCCUGGGAGCGUGCCUUCCUAGUGUCUGGCCGAACCCGCCGGAGCAAUAGUUCUGAGGCCCUGUUGGUCGACCGAGGUGCCGGGAUCUCCAGCUUUGCGUGUGCUCGCCUACCCCCAGACGGGCCACCAAUGUCCCCGCCCUGCAAAAGCAAUGAGAAUAUUCUGGAGCGACCAGCCCCAGUGCCCCCCCCAGCCUUCUCUUCUCGAACAGCUGGGCCUCUGGACCCUCCCCGGGCAGCCCGGCCCAGUUCGGCUGCCCCUCCCGCUCCCCGGGGGCGUCCCCUGCCAGCCUAUGGUGACCUGCUACUGGAUUACUAUCUGGCCCGGGGUGGCCCAUGUUGGGUUGAGGGCCCAGGCCACCUUUCCCGCAGGGACGGUCUCUCUGACUUCUUACCCCUGGCUCCCUCAGCACUUCAGGGGGAUGGGGGAGGUGGCAUUGGCAGCCCCCUCCUUCGAGCCAAGGACCCAGCACCCCACGGAGGCCCUGGGCGUGGGCUAACCGGCCGCACAAAGUCUGAUGAUGGGGGCCCACUGCUUGGUUCCUUCUGGGCAGGUCCUGGGCCAAGCCGUUACCACAGCCAGCCAGAGCAAGUAGUUGUUGACCCCCGGGGUGGUCACAAGGCUCUGGCUCUCGAGGGUCUCCGGGACUGGUAUAUUCGAAAUGUGGGCUCGACAGGAGGGGGUGCCGUGGCAGGCUUCCAUCCCUCGGCCCGGGGCCUCCUUCCAGAAGGUCAGGCCUUGCAUCCUUCCCCCUUCCCUUGGCAUCACCCUAGCUACCCCCAAGGCCUCCUGCUGCACACUGCCCAUGGCACCGAGGCUAGCCCCGAGCCAUACUUGGGCUACGCUGGAGUGGCCCUGCCUUCAGCAGCGGCUGCAGCGGCGGCAGCGACAGCCCUACCUCACUCCCUCAGCUUCACUGCGCCUCCUGUCUCUGGCAGACACUACGCAGACUUCCUGUACCCCCCGGAGCUGAGCUCCCACUUAAGUGACCUGGCAUUGGAGGGGGACCGGCCCCUGGACUCAGAUCCUCGAACCCCAGGGACGUUGGUCUGACCCUUCUGCCCCUGGAGACACUGGUCUGACAUCCCAGCUCCACCCUGGGGAUUCCUAACGGACCCUUACAACGCUAAUGUCAUGUCUUUGUAACCCUGACCCUGCACAGAAGCCCCCUUGUCCCGCCCUUUACUUCCUGAACACCACCAUUCCUCCCAAACCCAUUUCUCAUCUGGUGUGAGCUGGGAGGGGCCUAAGGAUUGUGCAGGGCCCUUUCCUCUCUUUUCUACCUGCUAGGAGGAAGUGAGAACCUCAUACUAUGUGGAUAUUGAGCUGAUCUGUGACAUCCCCAAAGUCUUGUGUGCCCUCCCCCCCCCACUCUCCCUGUAUGGAAGAGGGGGCAUGGGCUUCUGGGGAGGGGGGAUAGGCUGGAUCGCGCCUAACCUAUUGCCCUCUGUCUCCUUCUUUCGUUGACAUCAGGCCUCCAGAUGGAAGCAAGGGCCAAGCUCAACCACCCUGGUUUGGGGGUAGGGGGUAACUCACGCCUUUGGAAAUGGAGGAGUUCUUCCUGUCCUCACCUUUUUGCUUCUGCAUCUGCUCCCCUUCUGACCCCAUCCUGGGGGGCAGAGGUAGAAGGCCCAGUAGUCAUCAGAGGUCCCCUGCAUAUUGGCUGUGAAGAUACUGGGGGGGGGGGAUGAGGCUCCUCAGUGAGGAGCAGCUCCCGCCGAGCUGUGCCUCCCAUCAUAAGGAGUCCUCCCCGGCAGGAUAAAGACUUCCCAGUGUUGCAGUGGGUGACACUCACUUGGCCCUCAUCUCCUGCAGAUGAGCAGUGUGUAGGGGCCUCCCAGGCUCUCGGCUUCCCCUUUCCAACCCACAUAAAGCCACACUGUUGACCCUUUCUCCUGUCUAGCGGUUGUGCCGUCUAUGUGGGGAGGGGGGGAGUACAAAUGGCCCCCUGCAGCGGAUAGCCCUGGCUUCUGCUUGGCAUCGGCACUGGAACGCUAGGGGUUUCUCUAAUAAACAGGUGAAUGGUA